Cucumis sativus (cucumber) is the source of this 645-nucleotide messenger RNA. Its product is annotated as protein SRC1. Lineage: Eukaryota; Viridiplantae; Streptophyta; Magnoliopsida; Cucurbitales; Cucurbitaceae. The transcript has a single exon. The record is from RefSeq and is a predicted model, not a curated record. Gene Ontology annotation, molecular function: metal ion binding. Bases 107 to 412 code for a protein of 101 amino acids.
CGUCUUUCCUCCUCCCUCGCCAUCUAUAAAUUCCCCUUCUUUCCUUCCCCAUUUUCCACAAACACGCAUCCUCUUCAAAACCCCAUUCCAAAUUCAUCAUCAAAACAUGUCUGGAUUCAUUGAGAAAAUCGGCGAGAAGCUCCACAUUGGAGGCGAUCACAAGGGAGAGCACCACGACGCUCACAAGGGCGAGCACAAGGGUGAGCAUCACGAUGAACACAAGAAGCACGAGGAGCACCAUGGAGAAGGGGCGCACAAGGAAGGGAUAAUGGACAAGAUCAAGGAUAAGAUCCAUGGGGGUGAUCAUCAUGAGGAGAAAGGGGAGAAGAAGAAGAAGGAGAAGAAGAAGAAGGGUGAGCACGGCCACAAACACGAAGGUGGAGAUAGCAGCAGCGAUAGCGAUAGCGAUUGAUGGGUCAGAUCUCGGAAUCAUUAUUAAGAGGUAGAUUGUGUUCCGAUCGCGUGCUGGUGUGUUCAAGAAUAAUCUCACUCCCUUUUGGUUUAAUUAAUCAUCCCUCUGUUUCCGAUCUCUGUUUCUCUAUCUUUGUUUCUUUUUGUUUUUAAUCUAAGACUACGUUAUGUACUGUAUGUGUGAUGUAUAAUAAAGAUUAAGAGAUUUUAUAUGAUCUUUACUAAUGUUCAUAA